Molecule: messenger RNA, 7021 nt
Organism: Lemur catta (Ring-tailed lemur)
Lineage: Eukaryota; Metazoa; Chordata; Mammalia; Primates; Lemuridae
Gene: IL6R
Product: interleukin 6 receptor
Exons: 10
Coding region: 210-1373 (387 amino acids)
Biological process (GO): cytokine-mediated signaling pathway
Cellular component (GO): external side of plasma membrane; membrane
Molecular function (GO): cytokine receptor activity; protein binding
Source: RefSeq, a predicted model, not a curated record
AGUCGCACUGACACCGAGCGGGGCCACAGGGAGCUGAGCCGAGCGCCGCGCGGAGCCAGGGGACUGACUCUCGGUGUGUGCAGGGCACGGGACCCCGGGGAUGGGGUCUUCCCUUAGGGCCUGAGCCCGCCCGCCGCCCCGCCCCUGCUGCCCGGUUCCCGCCCGCCGUCGCCUUUCUGGGACCGCGGGGCACUAGCUGAGGAGGAAGCAUGCUGGCCGUCCACUGCGCGCUGCUGGCCGCCCUGCUCGCCGCGCCGGGGGCGGCGCUGGCCCAACCGGACUGCCCUGCGCUUGAGGUGGCAAGUGAUGUGGUGACCAGCCUGCCGGGGAUCAGCGUUACCCUGACCUGCCCAGGGGGAGAACCGGAAGACAAUGCCACCGUUCACUGGGUGCUCAGGAAUCCCGUCGUGGGCUCACACAACAACACAUGGGCUGGUGUGGGAAGGAGGCUGCUGCUGAGGUCGGUGCAGCUCAGUGACUCUGGAAACUACACGUGCUACCAGGCCGGCCACCCCGCGGGGUCUGUGCACUUGCUGGUGGAUGUUCCUCCCGAGGAGCCCCAGGUCUCAUGCUUGCGGAGGAGCCCCCUCAGCAGAGUUGUUUGUGACUGGCGUCCUCGGAGCCCCCCCUCCCCGACGACCAAGGCUGUGUUGCUGGUGAAGAAGUUUUACUACAGUCCGGUGGAAGAAUUCCUGGUGCCGUGCCAGUAUUCUCAAGAGUCCCAGAAGUUCUCCUGCCAGUUGAAAGUCCCGGAGGGAGACAACUCCUUCCACAUAGUGUCCCUGUGCGUCGCCAGCAGUGUUGGGAGCAAGUCCAGCCGCGCCCACACGUUUGAGGGUUAUGGCGUCUUGCAGCCCGACCCACCUGCCAACAUCACAGUUAAGGCUGUGGCCGGACGCCCCCGCUGGCUCAAUGUCACCUGGCGAGACCCCUACUCCUGGAACACAUCUUUCUACAGGCUGCGGUUUGAGCUCCGAUACCGGGCGGAACGGUCAAAGACAUUCACAACACGCAUGAUGAAGGAUUUGCAGUAUCAGUGUGUCAUCCACGAUGCCUGGAUCGGCAUGAAUCACGUGGUGCAGCUUCGGGCCCAGGAGGAGUUUCAGCAAGGAUCGUGGAGCCAGUGGAGCCCCGAGGUCAAAGGCAUCCCUUGGAUAGAAUCCAGCAGUCCUCCGGCACAGGCCAAGGUGUCCACCUGCACGCAGGCACCUACUAUUACUAACGAGGAAGAUAAUAUUCUCCCCGGAGACUCGGCAAAUGCAACAAGCCUCCCAGUGCAAGAUUCUUCUUCGGCACCACUGCCCACGUUCCUGGUGGCUGGAGGAAGCCUGGCCUUCGGGACGCUCCUCUGCAUUGGCAUUGUCCUGAGAUGAAUGCACACACCAUGACACACAGAGCACCUACUGUGAGGCCAAGCCCUGUUUUAGGUGCUGUCAGAGACAAGGGUGGACAGGAUAGAUACAGUCUCAGGAGGAAGCCAGACACGAAGAGGUAAUUACUGGUGUGGUGAGAGCUACAAAAAGAGCAUCCCAUGGUAAGGCAAACUGACGUAGCACUAAGGAGGAGGAGAAAGAAGAGGGUUGUAGGAGAGAAGCCUAGUAUGUAACAUGGUUGAGGGUGCAUGCGUGCAUGCGUGUGUGUGCGCAUGUGCAUGUGUGCAUGUGUAGCAGUGUGGGGGAGGCCUGGGGCAGGAAAUAGUGGAGAGGUAGGUUGGAGCCAGGUCAUGGGAGGUUUUGAAAGAGCCUGGAGGGGUUUUAGGCCUUCUCUUGAGUAUAAAGAGUGCCUGUCGGAGGGUUCUGGGAAGAACCUGGUCAGGUGUGCAGUUUUAAAAGAUCCCUCUCCGUGCAGUUUGGAGACCAGAUGGAAGAGCUAAAAUGGACGUGGCAGCCCAGCGUCUGGGCAAGGGACCACAGGAGCCUGUUCCAGAGCGGUGGUGAUGGGCUGGAGAGCCAUGAAGGAUUGAAGGUGUAUUUUAGAAGUAGAACUGACAGCAUUUGAUGACAGAUUAAAUGAGGAGGAUGGAGACGGAGGAGUCAGGGUGAUCCUCAAGUUUCUGGCUUCAGCACCCGGGCGAUGGUGGUGUCAUUCACUGAGAGCGGAAACACCAGGGAGAAUACAGGUCUGCGUGAAGAACACCACUGUACUUCGGGACCUGCUGAGCUUGAGGUGCCUGUGAGAAUGUCAAGUGGGCAUGUUUGGUAGACAAUUCAGGUUGUCACCAGCACGUAGAUAGUAAUUAGAGCCACGGGAGAGGAUAGGGAUAGGGCUGGUGACAGGGCCCUGCAGAAACCCAACAUUGGAAAGUUGUGUGGAGGAGGAGUGGCCUGCGGGGCUGGAGAAGGACCAGGGGACCCUGGUGUUGUGACAACCAGAGGGAAGCGUAUGCGUGAGACACUGAACUAACACCGUAGGCUCUGGGAUCGGAAAAUGAACAUGACCUUUCCUCCCUUCCAAGGGCCACAUACUAGAAUGAUUAAAGUACCAUGUGAGAAGCCCCACAACAGAGGUAUGUAUAUACACAGUUAAAUCUAAGGUGGCUGGCAAGACCUCCUUGGGAAUAUGCAUGUCUCAGUCCACGUAGAAUUAAAUGAGUGACCUUUGAAUGUUCUGUCCUAGUGCUCCCUUCCAGCCGUGGUUAGGAAAUACUCUUUCAGGCUGAGUUGGUGCCCUGGCCACUGUCUCACUGUGCCCAUUUCAUCUUCAUCUCCCGCUCUCCAUUUGGUCAUUGGUUUUGUUGUUCAUUCUCAAGCUUGCAGAAGAGUCAGUCAGCUGUGUUCCCAAGGAGCAGGCAAUAAUGAAACUUUCAAGUGUUCACGAUUUUACUGCAGGAACUUGCAAUUUUGCAGAAGCUGAAGCCCUAAAAGAAGUCAGCCUGGGCCCUUUGGGCAGUGGGUUAUCCUGAUGAUAACACAAGUGGAGGAGAAACUGCACUCUGUCCUUCCUUUCUUCUUACCUGUGUGUGACUUUCAAGAGACUCCUGCUGGUGAUUGUGGGAGUUGGUCUUUGAGGGUCUUUGGGAAGGAGGAGUAAGACCUUGGCCUCGUGGCAGACAGCUUACUGCACGUUACCUCAUUGGAUCCUUCCAGUGGCCCUCGUUAGCUUGACUACCAGUGGUGGUUGGAGUUGGAAGAUUAGCAAGAUGGCAAUUCAAAUUGGGUUCAGGAUUGUUCUCACUUUGGUUUUGCAAUAAAGUAGUGAACAAGCCAUCCAAAGAGUAUGCUGAAGAUAAGAUUCCUAAUGAGUGAAGGUAGCUCCAUGGACGAAGCAAAACCUUUUGGCCAGAGAGGGGCCAUGUCGGCAUUCAGGGGCCUACGCUUUGCCUGCUAACCCUAUUUCUACAGUAUUAGGGCUUCAACAUGGCUUUCUCAUAAUCCACCAUAGACCCUGUAGAGUAGAUAUGAUUUCUGUUUGACAGACGAGGAAACUGAAGCUGAAGGAGGUUGAGUGAUUACAGUUAGGAAGGGUAAGGCCAAGAUUCAAACCUAAAGCUCAUGCUCUUUGGAUAGGGCCUUAGGGGACAUCUAGUCAAAUUCUUUCACUUUAUAAAUGAGAAAACAGCCCCAAGAGGUAAAAUGGCUUGCUUGCCCAAGGACAAGUGAGAGCCAGGACUGGAACACAUGCUCUGACAGUCCCUGCCCAUGGUCCUAUCCGCUGUUGGUGAGAGGUGGGCCCAGCUGGUCCUAUCAGUUCACCACUGGCCUUUAACCAGCAGUGCCAUCUUGGUGUGCUAUUAACCACUAAUUGAGAAGCAUUAGGUUGCAAACAGACCUAGUUUGCUAAUCUGCUGAUGAUGCCUGGACACUGGCUGGUUGCUAAACAACCAGAGUCCCUGCAGGCACAGACAGGGCGAGUGCCCUGCACUGAGAACGUAUUAGUAAUUUAUUUCCUAGCUGGGUGAGUUUCCAUUUUCUUCUGGAUAAGGCAAAUUUAUUUGGAAAGAGGCUGGUUAUUUCAAGUGAUGAAAAACUCCUCUACUCCCCAAAUCUCUCCUGUCAAGAAAAGAGUAUAAAUGUAGAGAUACUGUGGGGGUCUGGGAGUACUAAAGUGGCUGAACCAUGGUGCCCGCUGGGAUGGUCACAUUUACAAUAGGUAGAUUGUGACAGGCAGGUGGACAUUCAUCCUGCCAGUCGAUGAUACCAUAUUUUUACUUUGAGCACAUUUAUUUUGUGUCCCAAACACAUUUUCCUAAAUAUUUUCCCAGCAACAUUAGUGACAAUUUAUAAAAAUUUAAAUGUGCUGUUGAAAAAAGUGUGCUGUCUUGUUAAGUGGAUGUUAUAACUUACAGGGGCCAAUCCUUCCCACCCUAUUCCUGCCCCCCACCAAUUCUAUUUUAUGCUAUCAGGCAGUGGGAAAAUAGGAUUCUCCUAGCAGAGAAUUAUUUUUCUACAAAUGUAUCUAGCAUAUGCAUAUUUAUCAUUAAGUGAGGACUUCCUAUGUAUAUGCUUAUGAUUUAAAAAUCAUUGUGUAUUCAAUGUAGUGUCUCAUUCCAAUAUUUUAAAACCGGAGAUUCUUCUACCUCCACAGCAGGGGCAAAGGGGCUUUCAUGGUGUCCUGGGCCAUGGAAGUGGCUGGCUGCCGGGGGUACUCUGUGGCCUUUGGGGAGGAGACUCACAUUUUUUAAAAAGAGUGAGCGGUUACGAGUAUUUUAAAAAGCUUCUUUUAGCUACGUAACUUUUUCUUUAAACAAAAAUGUUUGAAGCCCAAAUAUGUAAAACAGAUAAAAGGCGGAGGUCAAGGUGCAAAUGAAGUCCAUAGCUCAGCUGUUUCUUCCUUCUACCUGCCCCGUGUCCUCUCCUGCCCCCGGCCCUGCUCACACUCACCCACACCGGGAGUGGCCACCCCAGGCUGGCUGGUUUCAAAGGCCCUUUUGAGCUUAGUGAUUUUCAGAAUGGGUUUCAUUCUCUCUUCAAAAUAUUUCAAAAAGAAAGCUCUGGUUACCCAUCCAGUUGCUCUGACAAAACUGAGGACGGUGAUUGCUUUCAUUUUGGUUAAAUAAGGUCAACAGGGACUUAAAAAAAAAACCCAUAUAUAUAGUGUGUGUAUAUAUAUGAUAUAUGAUUAUUACGGGUGAUUUGCUAAAUACUGACAGAAAGAAGAAAAAAUCGUAUGUUAUCCAAAGUUAUCUACUAUUAAUUUUAAAAAUGUGCAUGUGAUCGAAGUCUAACACACACACACACACAGCAGAGUGCACGUGCCAGGCAUAUAGAGCGCCAUGAAUUUCCACAAAGUGAACAACCCUUGCAGACCAAGGAUACUUACUGUUUAAAUGCAUUUCCUCUGAGUCUUUUUCCUCUGCCUAGUUUCUUGUUUGUACAUAGCCAUGAUUAUUCUGUCUCUACAAUUCCGAAUUCUACCUUUUAAAUUUAGCACUAUAACAUAAGUAUUUUUCACAUUAUUACAAAUUCUUUGUAAAUUUCACUUUCAUUCACUUCAGACUCCUGUAUUAGGUGGAUAUAACAAGCCAACGUUGGGUAUUUGGCUGUUGUUUUGCCUUUAUAAACAACACUGUGUUGAACAUCUUUGUGCAUAAAGCUUUUCCCAUAACUAUGUUAUUUCUUUAGGGCAUACUCCCAGAAGUGGAAUUCCUAGGUCAGAGGGUCUGAAUACUUUGGCAUCCAGGGUGCAAUGACUCUCUCCCCAGUCCUCUCACAGGGGAGGAGAAUUCCACUCAAGGACUCCGCAGAGCUCCAGUAAGCACCCCUGCUGGGCUCUCUUCCUACUGGUGUCUGAAUGGUGCAGCUCUAAAGUAACAUUCUGCAGAUUUGUUUAUCCCAUUUUUUUAUGACCCAAAGGUCCAGCAGAAUGUUUAUUCCAUUUGAAUACCAGGCUGAAAGCCAAUGGCGGAUUUGGGGCCGACUAUUAAUUAUUUAUCAUAACAAGGACAGGAAUAGCCUGUCAAUAUGAAAAGGAACCCAAGGAAAAUCCCCCAGAUCGUGUUUUUAACAUCGGUUUCCCCUCCUCCCUCACAGCCCUUCCUGGCGUAACUGGAGGUGAGGGGGCCUCCUUGCUCCCACUUUGGGUUUGUUGGAGGCAGUAAGUCGGCCUGGAAGUGGGAAGCAAGAGCCAGGAGGUGAGGCUGGGCCCUGGCUGCCCCGCACCAUGCAGGGCCCUUCAGGAAGGGGACCGGAUGGUACCUUUGAAGAUGCAUAUCACCGGCUCAUCUUUCUUUGAGCUGUCAAGUGAUUUUUCUCGGUUCCUGAGCCCUGGCUUUGGGCCCAGAGUAGAGCACUGUGAAGAAGCUGUGAUCAGAGAGAUGUCUAUCUCCUUCCUGUGUAACAUUGGCUUUCCUGUCAGAUGAGUCAACUUGUGCCCAGUGGUGCCCACGGUUGAGUCUGCGAGGACUCACCAGCAGGGUGGGAGCAGACCCAGGGGCCUAGGGAGAGCUGGGGAGGACGGGAAUACAAGAGGAACAGGAGGGCUGUGGGGUGAGCUGCCCUUUCCCUGCUAUUAAACGGCAGUUGCAAAUUAUCUGCCUCCUGCCAGCCUUAAUCUGCCGAGAGGCUCAUUUUCCUUCCCCACUAGAAGAAUACUUUCUUCUUUCUCUUUUUUAAGUAAAUGGAUUUGGGACUCAUGAUGUGUACCUAAUGGGCAGCCUCUGCAACAGGACAAAUUAAGGGGUGGUCAAGUGAGCUUUUGGUGCUAUGAAGGGACACUCGUGGCCAUGCAUACCUCAGUUUCCUCACUUGUGAAGUGGACCAACAGUACGUACCUAUUUUCUUGGAGGGGGGCGCGGUUUGAAACUCACCAACUCUCCAGAGUAGUGUGAAAUCCCUGGUGAUUAAAAAAAAAAAAAGCUGAUGGGCUAGUUCUCACUCCUUUGAACUGAAACCUGGGAGCUCCAGGCCACCAGGCAGCCAGCUGUUGGUGUUUUUCACUGUGGGUUCAUCACAGGGAGAACUAAACAUCUGUGUGGUUUGUCUUUGUGUGAAGGCUCAAGAAGACGUUGCAGCUGCAGGCUCUGAAAGAAGGCAAGACGAGCAUGCACCCCCAGUACUCUUUGGGGCAGCUGGUCCCCGAGAGG